AUGACACCUUACAAACUUUUGAAAAGGACAGAUGGAAAUCUAUUUCCUGUUGCUAUUGGGGAGCUUAGCUGGCGCAUCCCCAGAAGGGUUGAGCUCGUCCCAAGCCUCAAUCCACGUCACCAUGGCCUCCGCCAGCUUUGUGAAGUAAGGAUCAAUGGCCGAAAGUUUGUCCUUGACUUGCUUGGCCAGCUCAAUGUAGCAGUGCUGGACUGUUGUGCAUUCUUUCGGAAAAGUUCACAAACGGGUUGCUGGCUUUGCUGUGCCAUAUGUAGGGCAAACCUGUCUUCACUCCCAGUUUACCUUGGUGCACCAGCCAGCCCACAUGUCGUCAUAUCGCCCGAUUGGCUGACCAUCGCCCAUGAGCCCGAAGUACAUAGCGGGCCCAAUCAAAUCCCGAUUGAAGCCCAAAUUCAUACCACACAUCGGGAAGAUAGUUCCCUUGGGAAUCGUCAAAACUGCAUCCACAUAUCUUAA
Striga asiatica is the source of this 474-nucleotide messenger RNA. The record is from the annotation of a GenBank genome assembly. Lineage: Eukaryota; Viridiplantae; Streptophyta; Magnoliopsida; Lamiales; Orobanchaceae.